CGUUGGACGUGUGUCUGCUCAUGAGUUUAGCUAGCCAACGUCGCCAUGACAUCGACUAAAAGCUAUAUCGGACAUUUCUAUUAGAGAAGCAGUUUCUGCUUAUCUUCAUACUGUACUGUCUUUGAUUUGACUGCGUUUUCAUUGGACAGAGCCGGGGACCGGAUGACAGCUGGGGCAGGUUGGCGGGUGCGGGUACACACCACCACUGGAUUUGACAGCCAACAGUACAGUACACUUUUAGGAAACUAGCUAGCUAGCAGUUUUAGAUGUCGGAUCAGUAGCUGGUCAAUUCAGAAGUUAGAUAGCUAACGUUACUAAGUUGACUUGAAACAUACAACUGUUGAAUAACGACAGUAUUGAUACGUUUGUAGGUAAACGGCGAGAAUGUUGGUCCCUGCGGGAUGAUGAUGAAAAAGAGACUGUGGCGAGUUGUGACAGUGUGCCUACUUGUGUUUUUACCGUGUUGGCACCCCACUCAGUAUGUUGGCUGCACAGAGCAGCCCCCAGAGGCUCGGAGCAUGCCUGCACCUGCUCAGGACAGCAGUGGAGAGGAAGACCCAGGCGACAAGUCCCAUCACAGGGGUGUUGUUCAGGUAGAGGAGGGCUGGGGGUCACAGUAUGUCCAGUACCUAUCUGAAGAGGAGGCGCUGCCAGAGGGAGAGGAGGUGGAUACACAGCAGCAGGGCCUAGAGGAGGAGGAUGAGGAGGAGGCGGCGGAGACUCCAGGCACAGAGGUGGACGACAAUGAGCAUGUCAAGUGCCGUGAUGAUGUUUCCCAGACGUUGGACCUGGAGGAUUCUGUAGCAGAGAAGGAGCAAGAGACAGCACGGCCAGAGGCCCGGCCAGAGGCUGAGCAGCCACCUCCAGAGGCUGUUGUCACCCAAGAGCAGAAGCCAACCCCCGCCUCUGACCUUUCCCCUCCACCAUCUGCCACUGCCCUCAACCCCAUCCCCGAAGACCCCUCCAGCACCCCUAGCUCAUCCUCUAGUGUACCAGAGGAAAUUGUGUCUGAUGUCCCUUUGUCAGAAUCCAGCGACGCUGAUCUGGCCAUAGCCGACUGUGAAGCUGGAGAAACCAACCCCUUUGACGGCACCCUCACCAGUCUUCCCGUUGUCCUGGAGAACACAUCCAAUGCCCUGGGAAAGGGCACCAAGACUGACAUAGACCCCCCUCCGGCCCAGGCAGGUCAGGCCUUAGUGGGGCUGGCUCAGGGGGCCAACGCCUCCCACAUGCUCAAAGAACAGGGCUUGAACUCACACAUCGCCACAGAGACCGUUCCCAGCGUGGCAACCAAGGACCCGGAGGACAACCCCACCUUUGACGAGUGGAAGAAGAAAAUGAUGGAGGUGGAGACAGAGAAGACUCAGGCCACUCAUACCUCCACCAACAGCGGCUCCCACGCUGUAAAGAAGGUGCAAAAGAACUUCAACAACUAUGCAUCGGUGGAGUGUGGGGCAAAGAUCCUGGGUUCUAACCCAGAGGCUAAGAGCACUUCGGCCAUAUUAAUGGAGAGCAUGGAUCAUUACAUGUUAAAUCCCUGCAGCAACAAGAUCUGGUUCAUCAUCGAGCUGUGUGAUCCCAUCCAGGUGAAGCAGUUGGACAUCGCUAACUUUGAGCUCUUCUCUUCCACACCCAAAGACUUCCUGGUCUCCAUCAGUGACAGGUACCCAACCAACAAGUGGGUGAAGCGGGGAACUUUUCAUGCUCGGGACGAGCGCACUGUUCAGAGUUUCCCUCUGGAUGAGCAUCUGUAUACCAAAUAUGUCAAGAUGUUCACCAAGUACAUAAAGGUGGAGCUGGUCUCUCACCAUGGAUCUGAACACUUCUGCCCUCUCAGUCUCGUAAGGGUGUUUGGAACGAGUAUGGUGGAGGAGUACGAGGAGAUCGCUGACCCCCUGGACAGACCAGAAGACCAGGAUGGCGACCAGGAUGACCACCUCGAUUAUCCUCCUGGAUAUGUCCCUGUAGAGGACGAGGCGUCUAAUGACCUCAUAGGAUCAGCCAAGGAUGUCAUUCUGAACAUGGUGAACAACAUUAAAGUCAACGUGCUGGGAGGAGGACCAGGGGAAGGGAACUUCUCAGGCCAGGCAGUGAACAUGACUGCCAGUGAAUCUUCAUCUGACCCCGACACCACCUCCGCCGUCAGCCCUGUGCCUGACACUGUAGGCGUUGAACAGUCUGAGGUACCAGAACACCCUGUCACUACCACAGAGGAUCACACACCAGAGCCCCCUACUCCAGAACCCCCUGUCACAGAGGAACCCAAACUAAAGAAUCUAACUGUGGAGGAGCCGGUUGUGACUCCUAUAGAGGAGGGGGAGGUCCAGUCCAUAGUUACCAUGCUGGAGGAGGAAGAGGAGGAGAAGGAAGAGGAAGGGAGGGACAGAGAUGUGCACCAUUGCCCUGGCCUCCGACAGCAAGAAAGCCUUGACUACUGUGGCCCGUCUUCCUCCUAUCCUUGCUCCUGCUCAGCCUCCUUCCAGGAGUACCUCCUCCAUCAGUGUUACGUUCAAAGGAACUGCACCAGCCAGGAGAGGGAGCCAGAGGCACCCCCAGUCCUAGGAACCAGCAUCACCCCGUCACAGCAUCUCACCAUCUCCCCCACGGCCACUCAGACCCCACAGCAGCCCCACACUCUGGGGGAACAGCCUCAGGAGAGAGAAGCCAGCUCUGCCCUCGGGGAGAGGGCAGCAAGUCCCACUCAAGCCCCACCACACCUUCCAUGGGUUGAGACGGAGGCAGUGGGAGAGAGAGAGCCCAGCACUGAGCUGCCCCACCUGGAGCCCAGCCAGACCUCCAUCCUGUCCAGGCCCAGCUCCACCGACAUUGCCAGCUCUGCCACUAGGCCCACCCCUACCAUGGAGCCUUCCCACCAGGCCUCCUCGAAAGACCUGCCCGGGCAGAAGCAGCCCGCCACUGGGGCAGAGAAGAACCGGGAGGUGCAGCAGGAGGAGAACAGACGGCCUUUUCCCACUGUCGUCACCACCACCUCCUCCAGCCCCAGUGGCCCACUAGAGCAGAGUUGGAGAGCCCCUGUAGAGAGGCCCUGUCCGGACGUCCAGCCUGCCAAACAAGACAUCCCGGUCAUCCACACCCCACAUGUGCCCGAUCCCCUCCCCCCUGUCUCCACCCCCACAGAGCAGCAGCAGCAGCCUCCCGCCCCCACAGCUGAACCAGAGAGUGCUGCUGGCAGUGGCAACACUACUCCUGGGGAGUCCCGCUCUGUCCCCGUCGUGGUUAAUACAGAACCCCCCUCGCGUGGCCAGGCUGUCGCAACAGAAACCAAGGGGGAAGCGGAGCUUGUGGAGGACAUCCUCUUCACCUCGUCGCCCAAUGGCAACGGUCAGCAGCUGCUUCCCCCACCCUCCCCCUCAGACUUCUACGCAGAGCUCCACAAACCCACGGAACAGGCGAACGGGAACCCGAUGCACGGCUCCACCAGCCAGAAGGAAUCUGUGUUCAUGAGGCUCAACAACCGCAUCAAGGCCCUGGAGAUGAACAUGUCGCUGAGCGGACGCUACCUGGAGCAGCUCAGUCAGAGGUACCGAAGGCAGAUGGAAGAGAUGCAGAGGGCUUUCAACAAAACCAUCAUCAAACUGCAGAACACAUCCAGGAUCGCAGAGGAGCAGGACCAGAGACAGACUGAGUCCAUCCAGUCGUUGCAGGGCCAGCUGGAAGACAUCACACAGCUGGUUCUCAACCUGUCUGUCGGAGUCAGUCAGCUGCAGAGCCAGGUGUCUGAAAGGCAGAGUUACCUCCUGCUGUGUCUGGUGUUGUGUUUGUUCCUGGGGUUGCUGCUGUGUGUCCAGCACAGUCGCAUGUCUGCCAUUGAUCCUCCCUCCACAGACCCCGCGCCUCCUAUACCCAAGAGCUACAGCUACUGCUGCCCAGAGAGGCGUUUCUGGGAAUAUGAAGACAUGAGCUUGAAGAGAGGAAUGUCAUAUCCUCUCCUGCACUCGGGCUCCUUCCAGGUACCCACCACUGAAGGUCCAGAGUCACCGCACACUGUUGAACCAUUGAGUUUUCUACCAGCUAAUAAAAAGAAGAAACGGAGUAAGAUGAAGACCGUGGAAACCUUGAAAUGCACUGCACUCUGCGCUCCUCUGCUUGCUCACGGAGCACCUGUAUGUAACAGUGGCACCACAGACCCUACACCCCGCAUGGGGCGUCUCAGCCACCACGCCUUCAUGGACCCCCCUUCCGGGGGCAGUUCAGAGAGCUCCUCCCAGUCGGACGAGCCCUCCUUAUGCGGCCUUGCCGCCACCUCCUGCACUCGCCUCUGUGACGGCCUGCCCAGGAGCAGGGCAGAGAAGCGGGCGUUCAAGCGGCAUCGCUCCAAGCCUGGGUGCGUGGUGGUGGAGGAUCUCCUGCAGGCCCCGCAGAGAGAUGCAACACCCUUAACCCCCACCCUGCAGGACCUCAUGGGGGGAGGGAAGGAGCUGUCUGCAGGGAUGUUGGGAGUGACUGCGCUCUGAGGUCCUGUCGGACCUAGACUAAACUCUCCUCGUGUCUGCUCCUCCUGAAAACAGACUCUGGAACAGUCACCCCCUGAAAGGAGGGACGUUGUCAUCCUUUUAUACACAGGAAGCUUUAGGUCAGGAAUAAGACGAUCCCUAUUCGUCCACCUCCCAACCAGUAUGUUAUGUUCUGUCCAUGUUCUCUGUUGAACCUUUGUCAGGCUCUGAUGUUUCUUUCUUGCUUUGACCAAUGGGAAAAAAAAUAUAUUUUCCAUCUGUCCUUCAAAAUGUUGUUUUUCGUUGUUGUAAAUACUUUCAACCCUACAGCUGCGCUAUGUAACAAUCAAACCUGCAAAUAAUAGCCAAUGUCAAUGAUGGGCUAAAGGAAUAUUUAAAAAA
This is a messenger RNA of Oncorhynchus kisutch (coho salmon), 4856 nucleotides long. Its product is annotated as SUN domain-containing ossification factor. The coding region runs from base 402 to 4475 and encodes 1357 amino acids. Gene Ontology annotation, biological process: protein folding in endoplasmic reticulum; regulation of bone remodeling. Lineage: Eukaryota; Metazoa; Chordata; Actinopteri; Salmoniformes; Salmonidae. The record is from RefSeq and is a predicted model, not a curated record. Gene Ontology annotation, cellular component: cytoplasm; membrane. The transcript is spliced from 22 exons.